Molecule: messenger RNA, 1212 nt
Organism: Trypanosoma theileri
Lineage: Eukaryota; Euglenozoa; Kinetoplastea; Trypanosomatida; Trypanosomatidae
Exons: 1
Coding region: 1-1212 (403 amino acids)
Source: RefSeq, a predicted model, not a curated record
AUGAGGGAAUCGAUGCGCCGCAUGCUGUGUUUACUGGUUCUUAUGUUGUGCUGCGCCUAUGGGUGUGUGUCGGUUACAGCUGCCCCUCAAACUGAACGUGAAUCUCACGCUGCUGGGUAUGGGAUUGGUAGCACUGGUCCGAAGCCCGCUUCUGAUACUCCUGGUGGCCUUGGGCCUCAGAUUGCUCCUGGAACGCCUCAUCCAGGUACUGGCGUUGCUGUUGUUGAGGUUAAUAAUAAGACUGGUUGUCCUGUCAAAGAUGGUAAGGUUAUUCCAUGCCUUCCUUGUAAAGCUGGAGUUAAUAGUACUGAUGAUGCUCCAUGUCUUCCCACUGAAACUUCGAGAUAUCAUGGCGUUGCUGAGUCUUAUGGCCAAGCUCUUAACUCUGAACGCGAUACUGUUCUUAAGCGUAAAAAAACGAAACCGGUUCAACGGACUGGAGAUGGACACGACGCAACUGAUGAGUCUUACUCUCAUGAGGAAAGUUUACUGUCACGUCCUGCUACUGUUGGUAAUCGUAAUCAUACCAAAGUUAAUACUACUGACGUUGCUGCUGCUGCUGUUCCUGGACACCCCGACCGUGUUCCUCCUACACCUUAUGUUGCUGCUGGUAAGGAAAAACACCCAGCUGUGCCUGGGACUGGUCCUCUGGGUACAGAACUUAAAUUUGGUGUUCCUGUUACCCCUCUGUCGCCUGUUUCGAAUACAUCAAAUGGUAAACCGUCAUUUCCCGGAGUUCAUUCUGGCGUUACAACCGAUUCUCCCGCUACAAGAACCGCUCAUAAGUAUCCCGAUAAACACGGUAAUCCACAAUUCCCCGGUGUGCAUAAUAAACUCCAUAUUGGUGGUGGUGGAACUCCUUCUUUUGCUGGUAAUCGUGGUCCUGCUCGUCCUCCUCGUGCAGAUGUUGAUGUAUCCGAGAGUAGUGAAGAAGUCUCAGCUCCCACGAAAACGCAACCUAAAGAGAAUAAUAAUCAGGCAGAGACUACUGCAGCACCUGCACAGAGUGAAUCACCAAAGAACACCCCCAAUACUCCCACUAAGGUGACGUCACCCGCAAUACCAACAAUACUGCAACCUCCUGUGCCUGCAAAGAGCGAGACCAAACCACCCAAGAAGCGUAAAGCAGACAGCAGCAGCAGUAUUGGUUCUGUGUGGGUGCGUGUACCACUACUGAUUGUGUCUGUGUUGGUCUCCGCUACUGUGUACUGA